CUAGCUUCAAUUGACUCAUGAUCCCAACUCUAUAAAAUUAUUCUAAUUCCGUUAUUCACUAACGCGAUUCAAGUCGGGAUGUGUAAAUCAGUAACAAUCAUUCAUACGAUCGAAUUGGAAUCAGGUAUAAGGCCACUUAAAAAUGAAUCUGGACUGAAAGCCCCUGUUUAGAAGGUGAAUAGUAGAAACAGUACGGAGGGCAGCUACCCGUGCAAUUCUAGAACCCUGGGGUUGACCAUACAAGGAGCGGCUUGAGAAGCUAGACUUCUUUACUUUAUAUUACCUGUCUAACUUUCAAAGUGAUGUAUCCUCUGCGUUUUCCUACCAGACCAGGAUAACUCAGAAGGCAUACAAGGCAAGUAUAAAAACCAAGGACGAAAAAAAUACUCGAGGUAUACAACUUUUCACAGCGAGUCAGCAAUCUAUGGAACCUGUCACUUUCAACUGACUUAUUCACGAGAAGACUAGAUACUCUCAGCAUUUUACUAGAAAACGGCUAAAACAGGCCAUAGGCCUUCUGUCCUUAAUACACAAAGUUGAAUCUGAUGCACUAAUCGUUUCCCGACCGUUUGACCUUUAGAUGCUUGCAAUCCCCAACGCGAUAUCAUUUCAGAGAGAUUAUAUAUCGUUCUGCUCAAAACCCCUAUAAAUUGGCAAUGACCGUACUGGGCCUAGAUAAAAUUCUUUUAGAAAGUUUCGCUUCAUGGGAACCUUUCUUUCUGAAAGAUACAAAAGUUGUUGUGGACACUGACGACUUAGUUGGUUUUUUACAUGAUAAGUUUUCUACAGGACUGUAUGGUGGUGAGAACAUUUCGUUUUACGUGGCUGUGCGUUCGUUCUUUUUGAAUUUGCAAUGCUCGAAUGUGGAGCCGUACUUCAUUCUCAGAGGUUGCUGUGACAUGAAAGUAAGGGCUUUUUCACAAAAGUUAACAUUAGUCCUAAUCCUCCCUUACAAACACGUUGCAAAUUGCUUUUAUUUAUGCUGUGAAGACGCAUCAUUCCCUAGCAUUCUUGAUAAACAUCUCAAGAUUAAUACGCUUAUUUGUUUAAUUUGUGUAGUGUUCCUAAACUGAAGUACUUGACAAAUUUGUUUUGCUAAAACCCAUCAACUGCCCCUUUCCUAAAUUACAGUCAAGAGUUUCAAGCUAUCUUGGUCAAUCCUCAUGUAACUUUUUCGAAACACCAGUCGGAAGAAAUAUUUUUAGGAUCGCUUUUGUAUAUCGUCAGCAAUUUAACCGGUAUUAAUGUCAGAUACUCCCAUGUAGCCUAGGAUUAAGUAAUCAGAUUAAUUAACAAUCAUCCAAACCAUAAGUUCAGAAUUGUAUAGGAACAGUAGUGUGAAUUUUUUUUAUCAUAAGCAUAAUUUCAUAGUCACUAAAUUUCAGAGAUUUCGUUAGAAUACAAUAAUAGUAGAUGAUAUAUUUUUUGAGGCUUCCAAUUUUCUCUCUCCGAUUUGGUUGGGUAUAUAAAAAACUGUCCAUAGUUGGAACAUUUAUGUAUAACGAUCUCAUACCUAAAGAUAGCAUAGUAUGUAUGAUUGGGAGCUCGUUAUAUCCCGAAAUACGGUGUAUAAAGAAGGAAACUAAUCUUAAUUUCGUAUGUCUAUGUAAGGCUUUUUUUCAGUCAAUUUCAAUGCAUUCUCGUUGAACUAGAGUAAAUUCUAUUCAAUAACUUUCAGUGUAUUUCCAAUUGUAAUCAGUUAUUUGACUUUCAAUCAGUUUUCCAUGUAUCGGUUAUUUAACAGUAAUUUCGUGCUUAUUGAUGAUUGGCCAGUUGGUAAAAUUCUAAAAUUAAUGGCAAUUGGUUAUAUAUAUAUAUAUAUAUAUAUAUAUAUAUAUAUAUAACCGAAUUAACUUGACUGUAAAUCAGUCUUCUUUGGUCUCUCCCGAUAAAUCUUUCUUAACAGGAGAAUUUUAUAGACCUUUAUUCGACACUACGGUGUACCUGAGAAUAUUGUAGACAUCACACGAAAUUCGUACGACGGACUACACUGUGGAGUCGUGCAUGAAGGACAGCUGAUAUGCAUUGCAAGUGAGGACCGGUGUCAGACAAGACUGUCUACUCUCCCUUUCUUUUUCUUCUGAUGAUCGACUGGAUUAUGAGGACCUCCACAUUUCAGAUGAAGCAUGGAAUACAAUGAACAGCUUGGAUGUGACUGGACAAUUUGGACUUUACAGAUGUUAUAAGUCUUGCUAAUUGAACGCUAUACUCUGAUCCUAAGCUAGUCUCGUAACCCCAAGCUAAGUCUACGCAGUGACUUGAACACGAGAGAAAAGGCGCAAAAUAUGUGAGAAGCACUUUACUCCAAAGGUUCAUUUAUGUACAGAAAAUACAGGGCUUUUAUAGUAUUUUAGAAGUCCUUUGGUUUUCCUGAAAAUUCUGGGAUGCUAAUAAACAUAGUAGGAGUGUAGUAAUCAGCCAUUCAGAAACCGUACAUGUGACUUUUCACUUUCGAGAUGUUUCUAGCAGAACUUCUAGUCAAACGCUGAUUGGAUAAAAUGCUUCUUAAUGUUUCCCGAGUCUUUCUUGUCUACUGCGAGAAAUUUUCGGAAUCGCCCCAACAAGAUGGCCGAGCUCUUUUAUCUCAUACAAAUCAACAAGUGCAGGUGAAGACAACUAGUGUAGCACCAACCUCUGUAGCUUUAAACAUCAACAUACACCAGAGAAAAAGCAGGAUUCUGAAAUACAACACGGUAAAUAGCAAUCCAAUCACACUUGAUAGAGAAGGUGGAAACUUUCACGUAUCUAGGCAGCGUCAUUGAUAAUCUAGGAGGAUCUGAUGAAAAUGUGAAUGCAGGUAUCAGCAAAACAAGAGCAGCAUCCCUACAAUCGAAGAACAUGUGCAACUCAAACAACUGUCAGUCAACACCGAAGUCUCACUUUUCAAUGCAAACAAACGAAACCUAAUCUGAAGUGAAAAUUAGAAAAAGACUCUGGAGGAGAAUAGGACAUCCAUUGCGGAAAUCAUCAAACUGCACCACGAUGCAAUCCUUGACUCGGAAUUGUGAAGGGAAGAGGAAUAAAGGAAGACCAGAGAACAGAUUGCGUCGGGAAUCGGAGGGAGAUAUGAAUGGAAUGAGGAGAAACUGGAAACAACUGGAGACGUGCGUCCAGGACAGAGUUAGGUGGAGAAUGCUGGUGAGCGUCUUAAGCUCCUUCAUGAGGGUUAACAUGAGUUAGUAAGUAAGUAUUUAGAAUGAAAAUGACAAAGCCAUUAGAAGCAUCUGCGAAUCUGUUAUUUAUAGCGGAAAACAGAACUAACUAUCUAGAAGACUCAAGUCGUUUGGUGUCAUUCAUUUCAUUCACAGUCUUUUGGUUUUUAUGGUUUAUGAUACAAUGUCACUUCCUAAAUUGGAAUCAAAAAUUAAAGUAUAAACAAAGGAUAGAAUUUAACCUGUUGUCACAACAUAUCACGGCCUUAAAAUUAAAUGCACCGGAUAAAGUCCCCAAAGUACUCAGUCUUUCAGCCAAAAAAGUAUUUAUGUAUGCUUUAAAUGAAUUCCAAUUCAAGUGCAUUAGAGUUAAAUCUUUUCCUACAACUGUUUGUACCGCUAUUGCUAUAAUUUUACAGUGUCCAGUUAUUGGUUUAUCAUCUGAUUAUUAUAUACUUAUGUCGAAGAGACAAAAUAUUCUUAAUAAUUUAAUUUCCCAACCAUAUUUGAGUCCGACAUUUCUUCCACUUCGUCUGGCCAAUUUAAAUUUGAGUCUGUUAAAUGACUCCAGUAAAAAUAAUGGUGAAAAAGCUAUGCUGUUUCACAAAUUUAUUCCUAAACUUUCAAUUUUGGCGAAAUCUUCAGAUUUUCAUUUGCCUUUUUUAGCUGUGUUACUUGGUACAGAUGUUAUUUCUAAUGUGAGACUUCCAUUAGAAUUACAAGAAAAAUUACAAACAAACAAUUCAACAAUAAAAUACGCACAACGUCGAUUAUCUGUACUCCUUGAGUGGUUUUCACAGUUCGAUUCAAAUUCAAUUAAGCCGCUAGAAGAUGUUAUUAACUGUUAUCCAGUUGAACAGCGCACUUCUAUAAUAAACGAUAUGAUACAUGGCACUUCUCGUUUUGUUUGCCCUCUCGAAGAAACUAAAAAUGUUAUGAGUCUAUUAAGUGAUGAAAGUUACUUUAAUGAUACUUCAACUAUUAAAUCGGCGUUCAGAUCCAAUGGAAGUGUUGAGGAUGUGAUUGAUUCACUAAAAGGUACCAAUGUAGCAUACUUAUGGCAUGAAGAUUACACAAAUGGGUGGCCUCCUCGUCUUCUUUAUAAUUUCAGGAAGGGAACAGUAUUUCCGAAACCAUCUAUCUAUUCAUCUCGAGGUGUUUUCCUCAAGACCGUAGUUGAAGAUCCAAAAUGUCCAUUAUCAGUGUAUGAAACAUCUCUCUUAAUUCGAAGAUUAGAUUAUCAAAUUCAUGUAUCGUUGGAAAGCAGUUUAAGUAUGGAAAAUAAACUUGUUGGAUUAAACCCUGAUGUUAUUGAAUAUGCGAGACAAAAUGAUAAAUUAGUGAUGUUUCGAAUCCCAGUCAAACAAAUUCCUUUAGAUUUCAGCAAAGUUAGCACAGAUGAAAUUAUUAAAGAUAAUCUGAAUUUUGUCAAACUACCGGAAAACAAUUUAAUCCCUAAUUACCUUUACAGUUUGGCAGUUGUUUUAUCAUUUUGGUUUCAACAAUUAAAAAAUACUUCUAUUGAAAUCCCUUCUGUGUUUAGUGAGUCGUCUGUUGGACUUGCUGUAGCUUCCUGUGCUGUCGCAAAUAUAUACAACGAUGGCUCAUCUAUUAGUGAAUUGUGUGAAUUUUAUGAUAAUUUAAGCACGAUGCCCGAUCAGUUAUUGACUUCGGGUAGCAAAACUACUAAUUACAGAGCGGAUGUUGUACACAGCUUUAAUGCUAUACAGUCAACUUUUAACAGUCUUGAAGGUGUGAUUACAACUCUCAACUGUCUUGUACCAGAGAAUAAACAGUCGAAUUACUUCACUUUUGCACAGCCUUGGACACUGUUUCCCUCUGGAAAGCUGGUACAUUUUUUAGCUACUCAGUUAGAUUCUUUAGAGCCCUCUAGCAGACGCUAUUCAGUCAUUAGAGUAUGGCUUCCGAAACUUCUCCUUAUUAAAGAAAGAAAUCCCGAUGCAACAUCUAGGCUAACCAAAUUGAUAAAUACUUUAAUAACUUUUAUUGAUCUUUGUGAUAAGAUUGAAAUCAGUCUUCCAUCAUCUUCAGAUUCAUUUUAUAGCAUCCACGAAUUAGAAAGCAAUUAUGUCCCUAAAACGGUGCCUACGAUUCCUAACCUAUGUGAUCGAAACAAUACAAAUCUAGUUGGUAAACAGAGUCAUUCAACAUUUAAUGUAAUAUUUCCUCGUGGCUGUCGAGAAAAAAGAGAACAUAGAAUGAGUAAUAAAAGGAUUUAUAAUAAAUCUUCAGUUGAAAAUGUUGGGCAUAGUGCUCUAGUAGGUUAUCAUUUCCAAAGUAAUUUCCAUUCAACCUAUAGAAAAACCUAGAACAACGACAUACAAAUCAUCUAGUAACAUAAGCUGUUAAGAAUAUUUUAGAAAUUUUAAUCUUGUUCACGUGUAACAAGUAGUACACUGAUUUUUAACAAAUUAAAUACGUUCUUUUUCGUGUUUAAAUCAUCAACAGAUGUAUUCAUAUUAUCAAAUGAAAGAAUAUCUCUAUUUUUUACUCCAUACUUUUCUAAUCUCCAUUUAUUAUAUAUUCAUGAGUCCAUUUGACCACUAUACCGGUUGCCUUUUUUUCUAUCUAAUUUCAUAUUGCCAGAUAUGAUUUUUUCUCAAAGAAUUUAAGUUAAUACUACUUCCUAUCUUUAUAUG
This is a messenger RNA of Schistosoma rodhaini, 5812 nucleotides long. The record is from the annotation of a GenBank genome assembly. NCBI's taxonomy places the organism in Eukaryota, Metazoa, Platyhelminthes, Trematoda, Strigeidida, Schistosomatidae.